GAAAGGCCAGAGGGAAUGCCAGCCAUACAAUCCCUCGAAGUGAUGUGCGGAAAGGAUCAUAUGGACGUGCAUCUUUCGUUCUCUCAACCCUUUGAAGGCAUCGUAUCGUCCAAGGGCCAGCACGCCGAUCCGCGAUGCGUCUACGUUCCACCUUCCACCGGGCAAACUUUCUUCUCCUUUCGGAUAGCCUACGCGAGAUGCGGCACCAAGCCAGACAUGCACGGACAGUUCUACGAGAAUACCGUUGUCGUUCAGUACGACAAAGAUCUGCUCGAGGUCUGGGACGAGGCCAAACGAUUGCGAUGUGAAUGGUUCAACGAUUACGAAAAGACCGCCUCGAAACCACCGAUGGUCAUCGCGGAUCUCGACGUGAUACAAUUGGAUUUCAGAGGCGACAACGUAGAUUGUUGGAUGGAAAUUCAACACGGCAAGGGACCAUGGGCGCCACCGGUCUCCGGAAUAGUGCCGCUCGGCUCCACCCUCACUCUAGUCGUCGCUAUAAACGAUUACCGAGGGGAAUUCGACAUGCGGGUCAAGUCGUGCGUGGCCUCCGACGGCGGUGGACACACGAUACAGCUUAGCGACGAGUUCGGAUGCGUGCUCAGGCCGAAGAUGAUCAGCCGAUUCCUGAAGGCGCGGGGCUCCGACGAUCGAGCGACAGUCAUCACUUACGCCUUCUUCCACGCUUUCAAGUUCCCAGACGCGCUGAGCGUGCACAUCAAGUGCAAGGUCGAGAUCUGCCGUCACGGGUGUUUGGAUCACUGUCAACUGAGUGGGUCUGUUGGCCACUACAUUCAAGAGCGCAAGGAUCAGAUACGACCGCAGUACUCGCAGACCACAGCACCGCCCACCGUUCAUAAUGACGACAAUAACAGCGCUGACAAGGAUAACGAAAACGGAGGAGGAGGGGCCGAGCAACCAGACGGCUCCCUUUACGACGACAUCAUUCAAGAUGGUGACGAGAUGACCUCGAUAGGCGGUCACUUCUUGGGGGUCGAGAAGUCAGUUCCAAAGGCGCAGGCGCAGAUGAGCAACCGAUUACCGGCGCCGGUAGUCGAGACACCCGACGAAGAGAUCCAUCCAGACGACGGUGAUCUCUCGAGGCCAUUUUUGGAUCCAUCGAGAGUGACGCGAUACAAGAGCGACCAAGAUCAGUUCCCGCACGGGCCACGUAAUCUCGAGGGAGACAACACCGCGGCACCAGUGACACCUCUCUCGUCUCCGAACGGCAGACGAAAGAGGUCGGUCGUAGUGUCCGACAGGAAAAUCCGUAGCGCCGACGUUGGUGUGAGCGGUUUGUACGAAGUGAUUUCCGAGGCCGAUCUGGCCUUCAGCCCGGACACUCACGCGGAAGCGGUAACGGUCUUCCAAGGUAGAAUACGCGAGGAGGUGGUUUAUGGUAUCUGCCUGCCUAUGCCCGGUUUCAGCGCGUUGUUCAUCGUCGUGGCACUGUCCGCGGUCAUUUCUGCGCUGGUUGCCGGGGCGAUGCUGCACCGGCUGCAAGCGCAACGCGAGGCGGUCGACAGCAGAAAGAACAACAGAGCUGUGCACACGACCAACGGCUGGUUGCCGUACGGGUUGCUGCGCGUGCGUUGCACGAUGAGACCAACUCAUCCCGAGCAAAUCCAACAAAAACAAACGAGUCCAGUCGCCGCGAGUCCCUCGGUGGAGAGAGGUUGA
Molecule: messenger RNA, 1680 nt
Organism: Colletes gigas
Lineage: Eukaryota; Metazoa; Arthropoda; Insecta; Hymenoptera; Colletidae
Gene: m
Exons: 6
Coding region: 16-1680 (554 amino acids)
Source: RefSeq, a predicted model, not a curated record